CCUAUUCUCUCCUCCACCUUACCCUUGCUCUCAAUUACACUUGCUUCUUCUCUAAUUCUUCUCCUUUCUCCUUUACUUUUUCUGUGUUAAGUGUUGUGUAUUAUUUCUUGUCUGGUUUACGAAAACAACGUCACUCAUCGCACGACCUCAACAUUGGCAUGGACACAGCCCGUGCUCUGACACUGCUCGCCAUUCACCUCCGCUUCACUCCAAAAUACUAACCACCCCUGACCUCUGGUGAAAGGCAUGUCCCAGAUAGCCUUUUCCAACCCCGGUUCGAGGUCGGACAGUUACCAUGCACCACCCCGGGAUUCUCUAGAGCUUGCCUCGCUAGCCUCAUCGCCAGAUUCUGGUCCUCGAUCUUCCUGCUCCUCCUCUCCCUCGGGCGUUUCCUCUUCGCGCAAGCUCUCCUUAGACGAAGAAGACCCUUUAACCAGUACUCAGCUCCCCGCACAAUCUUCUUCUAGUCGACCUCGAUCCGCGCGCUCAUACUCAGUCUCCUCCGCUUUCGAUUUCGGGGCGACGCUCUUUCCCUUAUCGCAGACUACGGGCGGGUAUGCCCCUUUGGGAGCCCCGUCCGCCUUGGACGGAGAGGCUGGCCUAGCUGACGGAUCGCUGGAGCGGAACAAGACCUUGACCUACUUGAACGGUCUGUCCCUCGUUGUUGGCCUGGUCAUUGGCUCUGGAAUCUUCUCCUCUCCUAGCCAGGUCAAUGUCAAUGCGGGUUCGCCAGGGGCGUCGCUCAUUGCGUGGGUAGUUGCUGGGUUGCUGGCAUGGACCGGAGCAGCCAGUUAUGCAGAGCUGGGCGGAGCUAUCCCGCUGAAUGGAGGAUCUCAGGUGUAUCUCGCAAAGAUAUUCGGAGAAUUGGCGGGUUUUCUGUUCACCUGGUGUGCUGUCCUCGUGUUGAAGCCCGGCAGCGCUGCCAUCAUCGCCAUCAUCUUCGGAGAGUAUGUCGUGCGCGCAGUAGUGGGAGCCGAGGUUGAAACCAUCAACCCAUGGAUAAACAAGGCCGUUGCCUUUGGUGGACUCUUUGUUGUGACUCUGCUGAAUUGCAUCUCUACACGGGUGGCCGCACGCAUUGGAGACUUGUUUAUGUUCUUCAAGUUUGUUGCAUUGCUGGCUGUCACAAUUAUCGGCAUAGUGGUAGCUAUCACAGGCCUCUCCUCAACUGGAAGUGCCAACAAGGAAUGGAAGACUGGCUGGUUCGAGGGUACAAAUAUCGACGUUUCCGCAUGGGCGCUGGCUCUGUACGCGGGGCUUUGGGCAUUCGAUGGCUGGGACAAUACCAACUAUGUUACCGGGGAAUUCAAAAACCCUAACCGGGACCUGCCACGGGUGAUUCACACAGCCAUGCCGUUAGUCAUCCUAUCUUACAUCCUUGCCAACGUCGCCUACAUCCUCGUCCUGCCCCAAGCGACCAUUGAAGCGAGCAAUACCAUUGCGGUACAGUUCGGCGACAAAGUCUUCGGUCAUGUGGGUGCUCUCAUCUUUGCACUGAUUGUGUCCGCAAGUUGUUUUGGUGCCCUAAACGCCACGACCUUCACCAGUGGUCGAUUGGUCUACGCGGCCGGAAAAGAAGGUUAUCUACCUGAAGUCUUUGGUACUUUGUGGACACGCGGCAUUUCCUCCUCUAACCGCCUUCAACACCGGUCUUGGUUGAGCAAGUCACUUUCCCGGCUGUGCGGCGCCGGCACGCAGAUCGGGUUCACCCCCAUCAAUGCGAUGGCCCUCAACAGCGCUCUUACGGUGGUCUAUAUCGUUGUUGGCGAGUUCAAGACGCUCGUCACGUUUUACGGAGUCGCCGGCUACACAUUCUAUUUUCUGACCGUGUUAGGCUUGAUCGUGCUCCGGGUGCGCGAGCCGUACUUGCAACGACCUUACAAGACCUGGAUAUCGACUCCGAUCAUCUUCUGCUGUGUGAGUCUGUUUCUGCUCAGCCGCGCCGUCAUUGCAGAACCGCUGCAGACCUUGAUCGUGGUCGCUUUUAUUAUCGCCGGUGUUCCCGUCUACUACUGGCGUAUUUAUAAGCGUGACGGACACAAGGCGCUGCCCAGCUGGAAAUUCUGGCAGCGAACUUUCCGGUGACUUUCCUCUACUUAUGAAUGACAGACUCCUCUAAUGCCCGACCUCCUCAACUACAUAAUUUUAUCCAUCUUCCUCGCUGUAGCUCUGCCGUUCACCUCAUUUUUGUUGUGCAUUAUAUUCAAGGAAAAUCUGCAUCGGACGAGAAGACGGAUUGUGCUGUAAGGCCACUAUGACUUGAUGAUACCCAUUCGCAUUCUUCGGAUACUUGUUGUGAAGGAGAGCGGGGGACCUCGUUGCUUUCUUUUUUCUAUAAGGUUGCGUCUUAAUUGCUUACUUUGGGCCACAAAUGGAUACCACUCGAACAACGGGCGAGGCGGGUCCCGAGGGCUUUUUUUCUUUGAAUCUGCAUGAGUUGUUGACAUUGAUAUAGAGAUUCGGAGCAUGGGUUGACACGAUUGCAUUUUGUUAUGUUGAUCAAGCAUUACUCAAAC
This is a messenger RNA of Aspergillus brunneoviolaceus CBS 621.78, 2516 nucleotides long. Its product is annotated as putative amino acid transporter. Gene Ontology annotation, cellular component: membrane. The record is from RefSeq and is a predicted model, not a curated record. Gene Ontology annotation, molecular function: L-amino acid transmembrane transporter activity. The transcript is spliced from 2 exons. NCBI's taxonomy places the organism in Eukaryota, Fungi, Ascomycota, Eurotiomycetes, Eurotiales, Aspergillaceae. Bases 247 to 2085 code for a protein of 612 amino acids. Gene Ontology annotation, biological process: amino acid transmembrane transport.